AUGCCCGUCGAAUUGCGCAAGAGGAAGGCUCCGGCCGCCCCUCCGCCUCCCGCGCCCAAGCGGCAAUCCAAGGCCUCAAAAGUGGCCACAAAGGUCAAGGAGGCCGUCACCGGCAAGUCCGGGGCCACAGCCAGCCCGGCGGCUAAGCCAGGUGCUCGCCCCUCGGUCGGCGCCCAGAUCGACCUCGAGGGCUUCGGUGGUGAGAUUGAGACCAACGACGGAGAGAAGACGACGCUCAAGGCCCUCGUUGAGCAGAGCCAGUCUGGCGUCGUCCUCUUCACCUACCCAAAAGCCUCGACUCCAGGAUGCACCACCCAGGCGUGCCUCUUCCGGGACUCGUACGAGCCCCUGACCAGCGGCGGCCUUGCCAUCUACGGCCUGUCCAAGGACUCGCCAAAGGCCAACACCACCUUCAAGGAGAAGCAGAAGCUGCCGUACCCGCUCUUGUGCGAUCCCAGCGCCACCCUGAUCGCCGCCAUCGGCCUCAAGAAGCAGCCCUCGGGUACACAGCGCGGCGUCUUUGCCGUCGACAAGUCCGGCAAGGUGCUGCUCUCCGAGCCCGGCGGUCCGGCGGCGACCGUCGAGGCCGUCAAGAAGCUGGUUGCGAGCACUGGAGCCUCUGCUGACGCUGCUGACGUUGCCGAGGCCAAGGAGGAGGAGGAGGCGGAGGAGAAGGAGAAGGAGCCUGCCGCUGCUGCCGUCAAUGGCGACAGCACGGAGGAGGCCAAGAAAGACGAGGCCUGA
Messenger RNA from Microdochium trichocladiopsis, 744 nucleotides. Its product is annotated as thioredoxin-like protein. NCBI's taxonomy places the organism in Eukaryota, Fungi, Ascomycota, Sordariomycetes, Xylariales, Microdochiaceae. The record is from RefSeq and is a predicted model, not a curated record. Gene Ontology annotation, cellular component: cytoplasm. Gene Ontology annotation, biological process: cellular response to oxidative stress; cell redox homeostasis. Gene Ontology annotation, molecular function: thioredoxin peroxidase activity. The transcript is spliced from 2 exons. The coding region runs from base 1 to 744 and encodes 247 amino acids.